Messenger RNA from Cinara cedri, 240 nucleotides. NCBI's taxonomy places the organism in Eukaryota, Metazoa, Arthropoda, Insecta, Hemiptera, Aphididae. The record is from the annotation of a GenBank genome assembly.
AUGGCGAAUUCGGCGAGUUAUCAAAAGAAAAUGUGUAGAAUGGAUAAACGUGUAUAUGAAGGGCCGCGCACUAAACCACGAUACAUAGUUUGUCGAAGUGAUAGAUUAUUGAAAACCAUGCCCGUGUACGCUGUGAAUAAACACGAAUGCAAGCGAAUUCUCACGGAUACGGGAGUGGAAAGGUGCCGAGUUUUGAAGGAUUUGGGUUUUGACAGAGAAACGCGUGAUGGAAGGCCGUAA